Messenger RNA from Prorocentrum cordatum, 2865 nucleotides. Lineage: Eukaryota; Dinophyceae; Prorocentrales; Prorocentraceae. The record is from the annotation of a GenBank genome assembly.
AGUUCGGUUGUGCGCCCGCUGAGCGGGCGCACAGUCGAAACCCCGCCGCUGCGCCACCCAUGAUCGAGCGGGCAGCAAUGAAGGCGGCCGGUCUCUGGCUGGCGGCCCUCGCUCAUUGCGCGCAGGGCGCCCAAAUGCUCCGCGGCCUGGUCAGCGAUCACGCGUUCGCAGGCGCCAUUGGGGCUGGAGCUGGAGGCCACUCCAGCAGGCACUCGCUGGAGGACGAGAAGCCGAUCACGCAGGUUGUCAGGCUUCUGGAGGAGAUGCUGAAGAAGUCCCAGGCGGAGCAGGACAAGGACCGCGAGGCAUACGCCAAGUUCAAGUGCUACUGCGAUACGCAGACCGAGGAUAAGGAGAAAAUUAUCGAGGAGGCCACCAAGGCCAUCGAGCUCCUCUCGGCCGCCAUCUCGGAGCUGCAGGGCGCCAACGGCGAGCUGAGCAUCGAGGCUGCCAGGAUGAAGAAGGAGAUGGAGGCGAACGAGCAGGCGCGCGAGGUCGCAACCGAGCUGCGCGGCAAGGAGGAGGAGGCCUACAUCACUCUUAAGGACGACCUGGAGGCCAACAUCCCGCUGCUGGCGCAGGCCAUCCAGGUGCUGGGGGAGAUCGGCGCGGACCAGACACUGGAGACGUCGGCGGCGCACGAGCAGUUCAUGGGCGGCUUCAACGAGUCCGAGGCCCUCGUGAGCCUCGAGUCGAAGGUGCGCACGGCGCUGCUGGCCGCCAAGGCACUGCUGAAGCCAGGGAGCGAGAAGCAGCAGAGGCGUCUGAGUAUGUUGCUCCAGGCACCGCUCGGCACCACCUACGAGACGCAGUCAGGCGAGAUCGUGGGCAUCCUCCGCGAGAUGAAGGAGUCGAAGAAACAAGAAAACAUCAGCAUAGACAAAGAGUUUUGGAGCUCCUCGCAGAUUUCUUGGGUUGACGCUGGGCCCCGAUGUCGGCGCCUCUGGCGACGCCCCUGGCACACUCCGCGCCCCGGGCAGGGCGGAGCAGCGCCGAUCGAAGGAAUCCGCGCGGCCCUCCGAAAGGCUGGAGUUCGCGCGUGUCCUUCUCUUCCGAGGAGACGUUCGAGGAGAACCUGGCGGAGGCGACCGCGGCAGAGCAGGCGGCGGUGAAGGCACACUCGGCCUUCAUCCAGACGAAGGAGGAGGAGCAUGCGAAGCUGAAGACCGCCUCCGACGACGCCCAGGACGCCAUGGGCACCAACGACGGCAGCCUUGCCGCCAAGAAGGACCAGCUGAAGGAGGAGGUCCAGUCGAAGGCGGACGCGGAGGACUUCCUGGCCAAGCUGGAGCCGAUGUGCUCGGACAAGGCCAAGGACUACGAGGCCCGGAAGCUCUUCCGCGCCAACGAGCAGGCGGCCAUCUCGGAGGCCAUCGCCCUGCUCAACAGCGACGCCGCCUACAAGAUCGCCUCCGCGACGGCGUCGCUCGGCGGCGCCGGGCCGCGUGCCAAAGGGCCUCCGCCCCCGAGGCUGCUGCAGCUGGGGAGGAGCAGCACCUCCGCCGUGCGCCGGCGGGUCGAGCAGCUCCUGGCGCAGGCCGCGGCGAGCACGCGGUCGGCCAGGCUCCGGCGCGUCCUCGCCUCGCUCUCCUCCGGGAACGCCUUCGACACGGUGCUGGCGGAGAUCGAGAAGAUCAGGGCGCUGAUCGAGGAGGAGGGCAAGGUCGAUGCGGAGAAGAAGGCGUGGUGCGAGAGCGAGCGGGAGACGAACGAGGAGAACCUCGACCUGAAGCUGAAGGACAUCGAGACCCUGAACGGCGACAUCGGCGAGCUCGUGGAGAGGAUCGAGAGCCCCGAGACGGGCCUCAGGGCCUCGAUCGCCGCCAAGGAGGAGGCACUCGUGGAGAACACCGGGGCGAUGAAGGAGGCCACCGACCAGAGGCGGACGGAGAACCUGGACUACCAGGAGCUGGUCGCCAACACCUCGGAGGCCCGGGCCCUCCUCGCCAAGGCCAUCGCGAUGAUCGAGAACUACUACGCCACGGCCUACCAGGAGGCCACCGCCGCGCUGCUCCAGGAGGACCCGGCGCCCCCAGAGAUGGGGGGAAGGGCACCGAUGGGCACCGAGGAGAAGGGCGCGGAGGUCGUCACCAUGCUCAAGUUCCUGCUGGGGGAGGUGGAGAAGGAGGAGGCCAGCGCCCACCAGACCGAGCAGAAGGCGCAGUCCGACUAUGAGGACGACAUGACCCAGCUCAAGCAGACCGAGGCGGACCUGCAGGACGCCCUGGCCGGGCUCCAGGAGGAGCUCGCCGAGGCCGAGAAGACGCUGGUCAACAAGCGGUCGGAGCUCGCCCAAACGGUCAAGGACAAGGACGCCAUCGUCGCCUCUCUCGAGCAGAUCAAGCCCGGCUGCGACUUCAUCACCACGAACUUCGACACUCGCGAGCAGUACCGCGCCUCGGAGACCGCGGCGCUGGAGCGGGCCGUCGAGCUGCUGCAGGGCAGCCCUGCGUACGUAGCCGCCAAGGAGGCCGAGAAGCAGGAGUCCUGGGGCGACUGCAAGGAGGUCUGUCUCGAGAGCGGCGAGUCUCACGCGAAGUGCCUCGCCUGCAACGCCGAGGUGUCCGUGCCCGGCUACUGCGCGGGCCACGCCGGCGUCGCCGGGUGCGAGGCGGGCGGCGGGCCGCCGCCGCCUGGCGGCCGGCUCUGACUGGGGCGCCCGGCCGCGGCGCCGCGGCGAGAGUCGACAUCGGGCUGGGGCGUCGCGUCGCGGCCAUGGGGCGCCUCGCGCGUCCUCCGUGGUCUGCAGGGCGGUGGGGCGGGGGGCAGCGGCCCCACAGCGGCCGAGCAGCCGCCACCGCGCGGCGGGGGCGGCCUGGCCGCCGCCCUGCUGGCUGCGGCGGGCGGCGGCGAGAAGCGGCGAGG